This is a messenger RNA of Hypanus sabinus (Atlantic stingray), 791 nucleotides long. RefSeq names its product mitochondrial ribosomal protein L36 (gene mrpl36). Gene Ontology annotation, cellular component: ribosome; mitochondrial large ribosomal subunit. The record is from RefSeq and is a predicted model, not a curated record. Gene Ontology annotation, molecular function: structural constituent of ribosome. Lineage: Eukaryota; Metazoa; Chordata; Chondrichthyes; Myliobatiformes; Dasyatidae. Gene Ontology annotation, biological process: translation; ribosome biogenesis. The transcript is spliced from 2 exons. Bases 51 to 470 code for a protein of 139 amino acids.
AUAAACCAUUUGAUCAUGAAAUGUGAAGGACUAACCCAUGAGCGUGUAACAUGACGGACCUAAGGGCCCUGCGGAAGCCAGCCAGCCGAGCUCGACGCAGGGAGCCCGGAAGGACCGAUGCCAACAAAAUGGCUCUACUUGUCAAGAAUCUUUUCCAAGUGGUCAACAAGCCUUUUUUGCAAUGGAAUAGGUUCUCAGUGCUUUGGACGUCAGUCAGCUCUGUGAUGCAGAAGCAUUUGAUUAUUCCUGCUGCAAUGAAGCCCAUGGUUUGGCCAGAUCAUUACAAAGUGAGACCAAUUGCCAUGUUGUUUCUUGAACCACAUCAGCAGCAAGGCAUACAGAACUGUGCUGGAAUGAAAACAAAGAGUGCUCUACAGAAGCGCUGCAAGGACUGCUUCUUUGUGCGUCGACGGGGUCGCUUGUAUGUGUAUUGCAAGACUCAUCCUCGGCACAAACAAAGGCAAGGUUAACCUGGAGACAAAGUUCAAUGGUUAAUAAAUUGCAAAUCAGAACUUAAAACAUGUACUAAAUAAUUUUGUAUUUUUAUUAAUGCUCACCAGUUUUGAACAAUAUUUUGUGAAAGUCAAAACUUUGUUAUACAUUUUAGUUUGCAUUAUUGUUUGGAAGAAUUAAGUUUGAAUUAUAUGUAAAAGUGUUGAGCGGCUCAAAUAUAGUCAAUGAAACAUAUAAUUAUUUUAUAUAAAAUAAGUGACUUGUAUUGAAAUUUUCGUAAUCUGACAGUACCCCAAAGGUGUUGCUGGAGCAAAUAAAAUGCUUUUGAAGUCUGGUCA